Molecule: messenger RNA, 1185 nt
Organism: Malaclemys terrapin pileata
Lineage: Eukaryota; Metazoa; Chordata; Testudines; Emydidae
Gene: DNAJC5B
Product: DnaJ heat shock protein family (Hsp40) member C5 beta
Exons: 8
Coding region: 515-1105 (196 amino acids)
Source: RefSeq, a predicted model, not a curated record
GCGGGACCGGCCUGUCCAGGGGCAGCACCGGAUUUUCAGAACCCAAAGCAGUGGUAACUUAACUGUUUCACUCCUGGCAUCAUCAGGAAUAAAUCAAUGGGAACACAGCGCUUCUGGCAGAUGACAGAUUGAUACAACUAGUGACCGUGGAUUCCGAGGCGGGGGUAAUCUCAUCAGCUACACCUGAGGAUUCUGCGGAUGGGGAAGAGGAGGAGGAGGAGGAGGAGGACGAGCUUGCAGAGAGCACCCAGCACUCCGUUCUCCCCAACAGCCAGGAUCUUUUUCUCAGCCUGACUGAAGUACCCUCCCAACCCUCCCAAGCCAGUAUCCAAGACCAUGACCCCAUGGAAAGGACCUCAGGUCUUCCAGAGGGAGAACCAAUUGGAUACUAGACUAACAAAAAAAGUAGUAACCAGACUCCAGUGACCUGUUUAACCCUGAAUGUGAGGGAUGAAAAGCAGCAGCCUUCUUGAAUGGGACAGUGCUUCAGUAGUCUUGGUAAUGCACAGAUAAGAUGGCUGAACAAAGGCAACGGGCUUUAUCCACAUCAGGAGAAGCAUUAUAUGAAAUUCUGGCUCUGGAGAAGGGGGCAACACAUGAAGAAAUUAAGAAAUCUUACAGAAAAUUGGCUCUGAAAUAUCAUCCUGACAAGAAUCCUGACAAUCCAGAGGCUGCUGAAAAAUUUAAAGAGAUCAACAAUGCUCAUGCGAUACUGACUGACCUGUCCAAGAGAAACAUAUACGAUAAGUAUGGAUCAUUAGGGCUAUAUGUGGCGGAACAAUUUGGAGAAGAAAAUGUUAAUGCAUACUUCAUGCUUUCAAGCUGGUGGGCAAAGGCCCUGUUUGCAGUUUGUGGCCUCUUGACAGGCUGCUACUUUUGCUGCUGCCUGUGCUGCUGUUUCAAUUGCUGUUGUGGACAGUGUAAACCCAAGCCACCAGGAGGGGAAGAACAUGAGUUCUGCAUGUCUCCUGAGGAUUUGGAAGAGCAAAUUAAGACAGACAUGGAACAAGAUGGAGAAACUCCAAUCAUACUUCAGCCGACAAAUGCAAAUGAGAAAACUCAACUAAUCGGAGAUGGCCAUCGCAGCUAUCACACAGACUCAUAAAGCAAGAGCAAGUACACUCUGACUGCAGUUCGCUCUCUAAGUAGGAACGCCACAAAGAGGGUUCAGAAAAGCUAAUUGAA